AUGCGAAAUGAAACAAAGAAAAGCAAUAAACUCCCAAAAUCUCAACAGCAACUAACUCAAAGCCUUAUUGAGUUGACAAGGCAGUUGGAUCCGGAGUUAGCACAACAUUAUGAAUAUUGUGAGAAGAUGAGUGGAAACGAAUGGCCACCAGUUCGUAAACCUCAUCCUCCCCCUAGUAAAUUUACUACUCAAUCCAGAAUUCCCAUCAGAUCGCCAUCAAAGCGGAUCAAUACCCCAAAAACAGGUUCCAAGUCUUCGACAAGGCCUGUUACAGAGUCGGAGACAAAAUCGAAAGCCAUCAAAACUUCGGAACCUAAAGGUAACCUUGAAGACACACGGGGGAUGAACCAUAAGAUCGCGAAACCUGAUUCUAAAUUAAGAGAUUCAAAGUCACAAACGGAAACUGAAACACCGAAAGAGCCAGAAGAGAAACCCACAGUCCUAGAGGAAUUAAAGACGGUGAGUGCUCAAGAGUCACCCCCUGAAGAUUGUAUUGAAACUUCAAAGGUGUUAGGGGAUGAACAGAAGUCGGAAUCAAUUCAGGACCCGCCAAGCAAUUCAAAGAUUAAUCUUUCAGAAGUUUCAGGUAUUGAUAAUAAGAAAUUGGUGGAAUGUUUCCAUUGUUUCUUGCAGCGAGUGGAUCCAGAACUAUCUGACUGUUUGAAAACACGUGAAACAAUUACUGCUGAAGAGAAUUUGAACCAAACGCAGAAACUUGAGUCCCAUUCGAGUCAGGUAAUUGAGAAUGAACCAAAAUCAACGCAAACACCGAAACGGGAACCUAUAUCUGAAGAGAAACCGGAGGUGGAUUCAACAUCAACUAAAGAAACUGCACCGAGUUCGGAAACCAACUUGAAGCAAGGAGUAAGUCAUAAGAUCAUACCUGCUACAAAAAUAGAGACAUCUACGAAAUCUCUCGUGACAGAGACACAUGAUGAAAGGAAAAAUGAAAUUGAAUCAUUACCAACUUCAGAGUGUUCGUCCAUGCCUGACGAAUUAAAAUCGAUUAUAGCGACACUGAAAUCGAAACUAGCUCAGAAAUUAAUGCAAACAUUAAACACUGGAAAUAAACCUGAGACCAACCUUGCAACAGUGACAGAGGAUUCACCAAGAUCUACUGAAUCCAGAUCAAACCAAACGCAAAAAUUGGAAGAGAAAUUGAAUUCAUGUCCAGAAGUAGUAUCGGACCAGCCAGAGCCCCGAACAAAGUCUUCCACAGUUUCGGAGGCUGUGGCCAAGCACACUUCAGUAAAUCCAGCAGUAAAUUCUAAAAUUGAUUUUGCAUCCAGGACACAUCCAGCUACAAUGCCUGAAACAAAAUUAAAUUCAAAUACUGAAAUGAGACCUGAUUCAAUGUCCACAUCGAUGAUGAAAGCAUCAACUUCACCCACCACUUCAACAUCACCCUCAGAGCAAAAUCCACUAGAGGCCAAAAUUUCCAAAUCUUCGGAUAAUGCACUUAGGCCAACAAAUUGUCAUGGAAAGAGGAUUGAAUUUAAAGAUGACCUCAGAAUAAAGACGACAACAAAUGCGGAGUCAAAUUCUAAUGUGAAAUUUAAAUCUGAGUCUGUGAACCAACUUGCUUCGGAUUCAUGCACCAAAGGACAGCAGAAAGGCGGGUGUAUAUCGAAGUCCGAAGGGCGUUCUUCAGUUCGAUGGAAUGAUUUAGAUUUUGAUAUGCAAUCAAAGAUGAAAGCCUUCAUUGCUGAAAAAAUGCAGGAUGAUAAGAAACCCCUCCAUCGAGCCAUGCAACAGCUGGAAAAGAAUCGAGUUAGGGAAUGUAAUUCCAAGUUGGCUUCUUCACUCACUUCUGAAUUGAAAUCCGAACGUUGUCGGAGCCUGGAAAGAAGGCAAGAAAUUGAAUCAGAUCCUCUUCCUGCUUCAACUUCAGGGCAAGCUACUUUGAGAAACCCCACAGAAUUAACGAACUCGGAUCGUAUGAAAUCUCUCCAACAACUUCUACAGAAAUGUAGUCCUAACUUGGUCAAAUGCAUUGAGAAAAGUAACGAAUCCACAUCCUGUGGAAUUCAAAAAUCGAUACUAAAGCCGCAAUUGACAUCGAUAUUAAAACCCACAGUGAAUCCAAUAACAGAAGUGAAGGCUCAACCUGGACAAGAUGCUAGAGUAUGUGUUCAACCUUGCUCCAAUCAGAAAGAUUUACUUAGCAGUUUUCAGUCACAUCUGGAGAGGUUUGACCCAGAAAUGGCACGAUCCUUCUGCAAUUACAGAGCCAAAUUAGACUCCCAGUCGGAACCAUCGCGAAUGUCAAGCCUCAAUGCCAAUGGCAGCAAGAAUUUGCUCAAAAUUUGCCAGCUCUUACUGGCUAAAUUUGAAGAAGGGAUGCCCAAAAGUGGGGAAGUCGAACAGAAAGUAAUUAAGCCAAGUAUAGCAUCUCACCCUCUUCUCAAGUCCUCAGGUGAUUCCAAUCAUGAGGAUAGGAUUAAACAUCUCCAUCCUUCCCUGAACAAAGUGGACUCGGAAAUGGACAAAUCCUGCAAUCAAUCGGAACAAUUUCAAUCAGAAUCCGAGUCUAAUUCGAAAUCUCCAUGGAAUUCUAAUAAUGACCAUCAAGAUUUAAUUAAUAGUUUUAGACUCUUUUUGCAAAAAGUCGAACCAAAAACUGCAAAAACCUUCAACAAGGAUGUAUGA
Molecule: messenger RNA, 2649 nt
Organism: Rodentolepis nana
Lineage: Eukaryota; Metazoa; Platyhelminthes; Cestoda; Cyclophyllidea; Hymenolepididae
Source: the annotation of a GenBank genome assembly